UGACCUACCGCAACCGCCGCCAGCGCCACCACCACGUCCACCGACCACCACCACGUCCGCCAACGACCACGACUACUACGGGGUUGCACCAAAAGCUUUUCCGCCCAGCUGCGCAGAGGAAGCGAGCGGGGGAGAAAAACGCGGGAACAAACAUAACAAGAUUUAAGAAGUAGGGCGUGAUAAUACCUUAACGACUCCCCGGACGUGCGGCGCGCUGCGGUGCGUGCGUCCACCGUGCCGAUCGUACUUCAGCGGCCCCGGCUCCUCCUCCGGCGCCCCCUGGCGCGCCCCGGGAGCCCCCCCGGCCUAACUUAGCGCUGCGGCCGGAGACAGAGGAGAGCGAAAAAGGAUUUAAGAAAAAAAAAGAGCAAUAAAGAAGAAGGAAAAAAAAAGAAAAACGACCGGAGCUAGGAUUUCCAGCAUUUUCCACUCGGCGCCCGCGUGUCGGCCGUCAGCGACCUGGAGGCGGCGUGCUCGCGGCCCGACUUCAUUGCGCGUCAGUGGCUCGGCAACGUGUUUUUCUAGUUUCUUUUUCUUUCUAUUUUUUUCCUUCCCGGUGAUUUGUCGCGGAUGUGGAUGUGCGACGCGGCGCCUCAUCGCUUCUCAUGAACCUGCGGCCUCAUGGCGUGGCGCGGCGCCGGGUAACGCCAUGGACGCCAUGAGGAGGGUGCUGGUGCUGGCAGUGCUGGGCCUCGCCGUCUUGCACAAUGGCGCCCGGGGCACGCGCAAAUUCCGCACCGACUUCCUGCAGGACCUGCCCACCCCGGGCACGGGACCGUUCUUCGACACAUCAGUGCCCACGAACCUAACAGGAAUCGUGGGCAAGACGGCAUACCUCAACUGUAGAGUCAAGAACCUGGGCAACAGAACGGUGUCGUGGGUGCGGCAUCGGGACAUCCACCUGCUCACGGUGGGUCGCUACACCUACACGUCGGACCAGCGCUUCGAGGCCAUGCACUCGCCGCACACCGAGGACUGGUCGCUGCGGAUCCGCUACCCGCAGCUCAAGGAUUCGGGGCUGUACGAGUGCCAGAUCUCGACCACGCCGCCCAUGGGCCACCCACUGUACCUGACCAUAGUCGAGCCCGAGACGGAGAUACUGGGCGGGCCGGAACUCUUCAUCAACAAGGGCAGCACGAUCAACCUGACUUGCGUGGUGAAGCACUCGCCGGACCCGCCGCCUACCAUGGCGUGGAGCCACAACUCGGAGGAGAUCAACUUCGACUCUCCACGCGGCGGCAUCAGCCUCGUCACGGAGAAGGGGCCCGAGACCUCGAGCCGGCUGCUGAUCCAGCGGGCGAGCGCCACCGACUCCGGGGAGUACACCUGCGACCCCACCGGGGCGGCCGCAGCCACCGUCCGGGUCCACAUCCUCAACGGCGAGCACCCAGCUGCCAUGCACCACGGCCACGCCGCGCCCAGCUCGAGGCCCGGCCUGCUCCUCUGUCUCGCGCUGCUUUGGGUGCGAUAGUGUCGUCUCAUCGUGUGGGCGAAAUGAUUGAAUAUGGGGGAAAUGCGCUGCUUCAUCAAGCAGAGUUAUGUGGUGAGGACCUCUAAGAACAAUGACUGGCAUAAUUAUAUUGUGCGACUUCUGUGAUGUGUACAUGUUUAUGUGCGAUGCGCGUGCAUGUAGUUCGUAUGUGUGAAUGUACUUUACCUAACAUGCUUGGAUGCUAUUGUUUGUAUAUAUUCUACAAAAAAACUGUACAUUAGUUGCUGAUACUUUUGUGAAAAUUGAGAUGGUUCUGUCCUCGCAUGAUUUCGUGAAUGUGAUGAAAAAUAUCAAUUCGUAAUAAGUCUGUCAUAUUGAAGAAGUUAUUUUGCUGCUGUAACUCCCAUGCUGUCAUAUUGGCAUAAAUCAUUCAGUUUUCACUAUUUUCUGAGUAGGUGUGAUGUGCGAGACAUUCCCCAAAAUAUCAAAUUAUCAUUUAGUUUCAACCAUUUCUUGGUGAUUUUGCCUUGUAAAACAUGAAAGUCCCUAAUUUCGUAUGUCGGUUGGUAAAUUAUGAUUUGUACACAAUAGGAAGAAAUAAAAACUAUUCGUUUUAUAAAUAAAGCCACA
This is a messenger RNA of Frankliniella occidentalis (western flower thrips), 2062 nucleotides long. RefSeq names its product hemicentin-2-like. The coding region runs from base 650 to 1471 and encodes 273 amino acids. Gene Ontology annotation, biological process: synapse organization. The transcript is spliced from 7 exons. Lineage: Eukaryota; Metazoa; Arthropoda; Insecta; Thysanoptera; Thripidae. Gene Ontology annotation, cellular component: neuron projection membrane. The record is from RefSeq and is a predicted model, not a curated record.